Geodia barretti is the source of this 821-nucleotide messenger RNA. The record is from the annotation of a GenBank genome assembly. NCBI's taxonomy places the organism in Eukaryota, Metazoa, Porifera, Demospongiae, Tetractinellida, Geodiidae.
UCUGUUCCCUCCAGCUGUGGUGAAGAACUGAAAAUUCUUGGUUCUCAGACCAGUAAAGGGUGUGGUGAUCCACCAGAGACCCCAGCCCCAACAGCACCAGAGACUGAGACUGACAGUACUCGUCCUGAUGUCCUCCCUCCUCUCUAUGAUGACAUCAAUACCCUCACUAGAGAGGUGUUUCUCUUUCAGCUCUCUUUUGCUCAUCUAAUGGAACUGUAUGUCCACACACACAGAAGAAGGACAAGCCACUAUCAACGCCUAUGUACCAUGUUUUGGAGGGUCCCACUCUUGUCGAUUCGACACCAGAGACACAGGAACAGGAGAGUUCAGUGACAGAUAUUCCACUUUACUCUGUGGUGGACAAGAGUAAAAAGAAAAAGAAGGCUACUGUGCCGGCUGAUCCAGUUAGAGAUGUGAGCUACUUUGGCUGAAAUGAGGGCAUCUAUAGUUGUAGUAGAAACUUGGGGCGUAAGGUCCAUAUUGCCUUCAUUAUACCUAUUUUGAUGUAACUCUAUUUUUCGUUUUAUUUCCUAACAGUGUAGCUACAAACCCUAGAUUAUCCUCAAUAUUGGUCAGGGUAGAAUAAAAUAAACAAGGCUUCUGCAUUGUGUCUUUCAAGUCAAAAGCAGUCCAUGGCUACUGCACAUGUUUCAAAUGUAUAUGUACAAAUGACACAUUCGACAUGAACCAAUACUAUGCAGCUGCUACAUUUUCCUGCUCCAUUGUGUGUGUAUGUGUGCACAGCAGGAGGAGGAGAGAGAGGAGGAUAAGCCUGACAAACAAAACACUUAGUGUAAAGUGAGAGUCAUCCACAUGAUUUA